CGGGAGCCCCAACUUAGCUACCAGCCAGCUCCGCCCCGCUUACAUAAGAGCUCCCGCGGCCUCUCGCGAGACUCCCGCCCCCACGUCACCGGCAGACCAGACUUCGACAACAUGGCGGAGCGGAGGAGACAUAGGAAGCGGGUCCAGGAAGUUGGUGAGCCGUUCAAAGAGGAGAAAGCUGUAGCCAAAUACCUACGUUUCAACUGUCCAACAAAAUCUACCAACAUGAUGGGCCACAGAGUUGAUUAUUUUAUUGCCUCAAAAGCUGUGGAUUGCCUUUUGGAUUCUAAAUGGGCAAAAGCCAAGAAGGGAGAUGAAGCCUUAUUUACAACUCGAGAGUCUAUAGUUGACUAUUGCAACAGACUCCUAAAGAAACAGUUCUUUCACCGAGCAUUGAAAGUGAUGAAAAUGAAGCCUGAUAAGGACACAAAAAAAGAAAAAGAGAAAGGAAAGACUGAGAGUGGGAAAGAGGAUGAGAAAAAGAGCAAGAAGGAAAGUGGCAAAGAUGAAAAGACUAAGAAGGAGAAAGAGAAGGAAAAGAGAAAGGAUGGUGAGAAAGAAGAGUGCAAGAAGGAUGAGAACCCAGGAACACCCAAGAAAAAGGAAACCAAGAGAAAAUUUAAACUUGAGCCACAUGAAGAUCAAGUUUUUCUGGAUGGAAAUGAGGUGUAUGUGUGGAUCUAUGACCCAGUUCAUUUUAAAACAUUUGCCAUGGGACUUGUUCUUGUGAUUGCGGUUAUAGCUGCAACUCUCUUCCCGCUUUGGCCUGCAGAGAUGCGAGUAGGUGUUUAUUACCUCAGCGUAGGCGCAGGCUGUUUUGUAGCCAGUAUUCUCCUCCUUGCUGUUGCCCGCUGCAUUCUCUUCCUUAUUAUUUGGCUGAUAACUGGAGGAAGGCAUCACUUCUGGUUUUUGCCAAAUCUGACAGCAGACGUGGGUUUCAUUGACUCCUUCAGGCCCCUGUACACACACGAAUACAAGGGACCAAAAGCAGACUCAAAGAAAGAGGAGAAAUCAGAGUCCAAAAAGCAGCCAAAGUCUGACAGUGAGGAGAAAUCAGAUAGUGAGAAAAAGGAAGAUGAGGAUGGAAAAGUCGAAGCAACAGGCAACUCAGGAGCAGAUGGCUCUGGAGGAGAGCGGCAUUCAGACACAGACAGUGAUAGGCGUGAGGAUGACCGAUCCCAGCAUAGUAGUGGAAAUGGAAAUGAUUUUGAAAUGAUCACAAAAGAGGAACUUGAACAGCAAACAGAUGAAGGAGAUUGUGAGGAGGAGGAGGAGGAGGAGGAAGAAGAAACUAGGCCUUUACAUGAAAAAUCCUAACUCACUGUAGUUUUGAGACUCUAUAUGUGCAAAACAAUUGGAUUUUCUUCAUUGGCUGAUCACCAAAAUGUAGUUACAGUAACAUUCUUUCCAUUUGUUUGAAAUACACAUUAUCCAAACAGUUUUAUAUCUAGUUUCAUCAUUUAAAAAAAACUAUUAGCUUGAUUACUUGAUACAAUCUGAAGUCAUUAAUACACAUUUACAAAAGUUGUGUCAAUUUGACAAGUUUUCUGUCAGAUCCUAUAAUUUGUCUAGAUAGUCCUCAAACAUACCGAAGAACAUAGUUUCCCUAUUGUCAUUUUCUGGUACUUGCAUAACUUUUCAGUAAGUAUAGCCUACUCAAAAUAGCUUUGUAAAAUGGUAAAAGUUGAAUGACCAAAUCUCACAUUAUUCCUAGUAUAUUCAUUUGAUAGCUAGUUAAGUAAAGCACUUCUUAGCUCAUGGCUCUCUUGACAUUCUUCUUGAUUUUUAUAAAAUUGUAAGAAAAAACUUUAAGACAACUAGUUUUAGCAGAAGGUAAUUUUAAAGUAUUUUGCUAGACAUACAAGCUGGUAGUGCUUAUUUGGCUGCAGUGUUUUCAGUUGUGUACAAAUUGUGUACCACCAACUUAAGAAAUUCAAACUGUUUUGUACAUCUGGUUCAGAGAAAGAUGUCAUCUCGAGAGGCAAAGGGAACAGCAUAGUUUGGAAACUAUGGCUGUCUUCUUUUCACCCUCACUUCCCCCACUAUCAUAAUUCAAGAAGAAAUUAUUCUGUAUGUAAUUUUAAAAUAAAGCAACCCUUUUUAUUUUAACUGUUACUUAUUAUUUAGAAGUUUUAUCCAAAUUUCAAUUUGUAUAAUUGAAGCCAUUUCAGGGUGUGUUUAUUAGAGAAAUGCAAGAUGGAGGACCUCACAGAAUCUGUUUGAUUGGUAGAUUUGUCCCAGGAGCUUUAGUUUCCUGCCAACAUUCCAUGUAUUUGAGUGAGUAAAUUGAUCCUUAUUAAACAAAAGCAGAUAACACAGCUGUCUGUAUGCCUUAAUGUUAAUCUUAACAUUUUCUAUAUUCAGAAACUGGAGUACUAUAUUAACUGAUGAGUAGGCACAUCUUGAGAGUAUUCACUUGUUCAGAAGUACAGAUAACAAAAAAGCUAAUUCAAAAGAUGACCAAGCUCAAAUUAUUUUCAAAACUGCUGAAGCACUUUGAAUGUUCAGUUUGUCUCACACAUCUCUUCUUUGCUAGACUGUUGGAGGACAUUUUGUGUUUAGUUAUAUAAGCAUUUAAAAAGUUAAGACAACAUAAUUCCUCUGAAUCAUUCAAUUUCAGACAAAUUGAAAUAGUGAAUACAGAUAUUAUUCCUCCCUGACACCACUGUGAGGAAAGAAUGCUAGUUGUUGUGUGAAUUUUCAAUAGUUGACAAAUCUUUUUUUUUUUCUUGCUCUUUUCCAUUACCAGUGUUUUGAAUGAAGAUGUUAAUUUUUCUGAUUGUGCAAAUAUAUACAUUUUACAUGUGCAGUGAUAAGGUCUAAUUUGCAUACUACUUCUGAAUAUUUAUUGUAUGGGGAACAGAAAUUGGCUCUGUUAUGCAUUUUUUCUAUUGAUACAGAAGAAAUUUUUAUUAACCUGUUCCCUGGCAAACUUUGACAUUUGUGUGUUACUGGUGUUUGCAGUGACUUGUUUUAACAGAUCUGUCACUACCAUCCCCUACCUUAGAUGUGCAUGU
Molecule: messenger RNA, 3017 nt
Organism: Mauremys reevesii (Reeves's turtle)
Lineage: Eukaryota; Metazoa; Chordata; Testudines; Geoemydidae
Gene: SEC62
Product: SEC62 homolog, preprotein translocation factor
Exons: 8
Coding region: 112-1317 (401 amino acids)
Biological process (GO): post-translational protein targeting to membrane, translocation
Cellular component (GO): endoplasmic reticulum; endoplasmic reticulum membrane
Source: RefSeq, a predicted model, not a curated record